This is a messenger RNA of Arachis ipaensis, 855 nucleotides long. NCBI's taxonomy places the organism in Eukaryota, Viridiplantae, Streptophyta, Magnoliopsida, Fabales, Fabaceae. The record is from RefSeq and is a predicted model, not a curated record.
AGAGAAAAGAAAGAUAGAAAAGGGAAAAGGAGAAGAUGUUUCAAACGGGGCAGGGGUACGCCAAUUUGGCGACGAGCGAGCCCAUUAGCAAGAAGCCGCAUCAAUACGACGUCGAAUCGGGCGAGACGCUGUUCCCCGGACUCAGCCCCGGCGAGAACCAGCUCCGAUGGGGAUUCAUACGGAAAGUCUACGGGAUCCUCUCCUUCCAGAUCGUUCUCACAACCCUCGUCUCCCUCCUCACCGUCUUAUAUUCCCCGCUCAACGAUCUUCUCAGAGGGAAUUCCCUUCUCCUCCUCAUCGUCGUUUUUCUUCCCUUCAUAUUUUUGAUCCCAUUACUCAGGUAUCAGCAGAAGCAUCCCCACAACUACAUCUUAUUGGGGCUUUUCACCGUCUCGAUUAGCUUGACCGUUGGCAUUUCCUGUGCCAACACAGAAGGAAAAAUUGUGCUUGAGGCUUUGAUUUUGACCUCUGCUGUGGUUUCCUCACUCACUGGCUAUACCUUCUGGGCUUCCAAGAAGGGCAAGGAUUUUAGCUUCCUUGGCCCAUUUUUAUUCACUAGUCUCUUUACCCUGUUUCUCGUUGGCAUGAUGCAGAUGUUCUUCCCCUUUGGACCAGCAGCUCAUGCUAUUUAUGGUGGAAUUGGUGCUAUGAUUUUCUCUGGUUACAUUAUAUACGACACUGACAACCUGAUCAAACGCUUCACUUAUGAUGAGUACAUUGGGGCUUCAGUCACUCUCUAUCUCGACAUUCUGAACUUGUUCCUUGCCAUCUUAAAUAUGCUGAGGGAGGCAAACAAUUAGCCACUCAUCCUGCAUGAACUGAGUUUUUGUCAAUUAAAAUCUCUGAAAUAACUGU